Hordeum vulgare subsp. vulgare (domesticated barley) is the source of this 2065-nucleotide messenger RNA. RefSeq lists its product as uncharacterized. Bases 45 to 1280 code for a protein of 411 amino acids. NCBI's taxonomy places the organism in Eukaryota, Viridiplantae, Streptophyta, Magnoliopsida, Poales, Poaceae. The record is from RefSeq and is a predicted model, not a curated record. Gene Ontology annotation, molecular function: protein binding. The transcript has 3 exons.
CCCCUCCCUCCCGAAAAUCCCCCAAACUUUGGUUGGCCAAAAUCAUGGACGGAGAUCGACGGAUCACGGCGGCCGCCGCGCUCGCGUCGGUGGCGGCGGUGCUUGGCGACGACGACCUCCUGCGCGAGAUCCUCCUCCGCCUCGGCUUCCCCACCUGCCUCGUCCACGCCGCCCUCGUCUCCAAGCGGUGGCUCCACCACGCCUCCGACCCGGCCUUCCUCCGCCGCUUCCGCGAGCGCAACCCGCCCCGCCUCCUCGGCGUCUGCGUCGGCUACCCCGGCAGGUAUCGUUUCGUGCCUCUCCCGCAGCAGCCCCCGGAGCUCGCCGCCCCCAUACGCCGCGCGACCUCCUCCUGCGACGCCGCCUUCGCCCGCAGAUGCCCGCGAAUCAAGCACUGCCGGAACGGCCGCCUCAUCAUCGAGGUCUUCCACGCUGGCAGAUUCGAUCACCCCCUCGUGCUGCCGCUUCUCACCGGGGAGGCUGCUGCCGACCUCCUACGGAUCCGGCCCCACCGUGACCGCUGGGAGGGACACACUCAAACGGGAUUCACUGAGAUGUUCCUACCCGAGGAUGGGCGCCGCGAUGGCAUCACCUUGGUGAAUCUGUGGAGGAACUGGCCAAAAGUGUAUGCGGAGAUGGGCGUCCUGGGAUCUUGCAGAUCUGAUAGAUGGGACGCCCCUGCCAGGGGUCGGGCAGAGAUAGAGCUCCCGGAUGACAUCGUCUUCCUUGAAAUGCUACCACCCAUCCAUGGCAAAGUCUUCAUGGUGACCAACUUAGGGUACACCUUGGGUCUAGAUUUGGCCACCAGGAGCCUUUUCACCCUAGAGCUACCAGUUGGAGUGCGGGGCAACUAUAUGCUCUCAUGUGCAGAAGAUUCCGGGCUCUAUCUCGUUAGUGCAGAUGGGUUUCAGCUCAGUGUGUGGCUCCGUCGGAUGUCGGGCGCCGAUAAUGGUGCAGGCUGGCUGCUGGUGGACACAUUUUGUGUCGGUGUGGGUCAGGCCUGCACACCUCGCGCAGAGGACAGUUGGGUUCCUCAUGAUGUUUGCCUUGAUGUUGUCACGGUCGGGGACAAUGCUGACUUUGUGUUCUUGGAUCAUCCAGCAAGUGGCUCUCUCUUUUAUGUUCAUAUGAGGAGCAGGGUGGUUGAGAAGGUCUAUCAGAGGGGGGCAGAUGAAUGUGGGUAUAAACGUGCAGCUGCUGGCCACGUACGUGUCUCUCCUGUUAUGAUGAUCUGGCCGCCUAUCUUCCCAGCGCAGAACAAAGUGGGGCAUGAGGAAUGACCCCCCUGUGUUUGAUCAUUGUACUAUCUAAACUGAGUAUGAGUUCUGCAAUAGAGAGAAGGAGCUGUACCUUUGCAUUGAAGAUAAGGAAUUUAUCAUUGCGACCAGUGGUGUAAAAAACCUUUGGAAGAAGGGUAAGUAGAAAUGAGGAGCAGCAACUGGAACAUAAAUGACUGAAAGUACAACUUGUGGGAAGGGAACUUCAUUUGUGUUCUCGAAGGGAUGGCUCAAACGAUACAACAAGUGUGUAUAAGAUAUAUCAUAUAUGAAGACCUGUCAGUAAUGAAGAUUUUUUUUUACCGGAAACAGAAGGAGCUCUGCCUUUGCAUGGAAGAUAAAGAAUUUAUCAUAGCGACCAGUGGUGUAAAAAAACCUUUGUAAGACAGGUACGUACUAAUGAGUAGCAACUGGAACAGAAAUGACUGUAAGUACAAAUUUUUGGCAAGCAAGCUUCAUUUGUGCUCUGGAUUGGGAUGGCUCAAACGAUACUAUAAGGUGAGCAUGCUGAAUGUUGGUUGUCAUAUCCAUCUUCCAUAAUAGUUAUUUAUUUUCAAAAAAAUAAUGGUCCACAAGGCUAUUAAUCCGUCCAUCAUCACUACUUUACUACUAGUAGUUCUAGGGGAAAUCGUUAGGUGUGAUCUGGAGCUAGUUCUCUACUUAUUUUUGUGGUAUCCACUAGAUAAAGGGAUUUUAGAUGUGAUUUAUAUAGCUAGAUAGGAAGGUAUAUUGCUGAUGAGGUAAUGGAAAUUGAUGAGAGAAAAAUCAUCUAGAUUGGUUUGAUUGCA